AUGUCCACUCCUCCCAGCAAGACCAACAACAAGAUAUGCCCGUGCCUCUGGUUCGACAACAACGCUGAAGAGGCUGUAACAUUCUACGUCAACCUUUUCAACAGCUCACCACGCGCAAGUUCUAUGCCGUCCUCCUCAAUCCAGCAGACAACACAUAUGCCCAACGAGACCAGUUCCGAGUCCGGUCCAGUGAUCAGUAUCUUUUUUAAUCUAGGUGAUCAGAAAUACAUGGCCCUCAACGGCGGACCUACCUUCAAAUUCACACCUGCUGUCUCAUUGAUGGUCAUGUGUACGGACCAGGAAGAGAUUGAUCAUUUCUGGGAUGGGAUCGCAGGCGGUGUUGCGGAUCGAGAAAUGAAUUGCGGAUGGGUUACCGAUCAGUAUGGGUUGAGCUGGCAGAUUGUGCCGCAGUAUAUUAGGGAUCUUGUGGAACAGGAAACGGAUAGGAACAAGUACAAUAAACUUAGUGCUUGGAUGAUGAAGACGAUGCCUAAGAAGCUUGUCAUUGAGGAUAUGGUUACAGCCGUUGAAGUCUAA
This is a messenger RNA of Lithohypha guttulata, 537 nucleotides long. RefSeq lists its product as uncharacterized. Bases 1 to 537 code for a protein of 178 amino acids. Lineage: Eukaryota; Fungi; Ascomycota; Eurotiomycetes; Chaetothyriales; Trichomeriaceae. The record is from RefSeq and is a predicted model, not a curated record. The transcript is spliced from 2 exons.